Sinocyclocheilus grahami is the source of this 795-nucleotide messenger RNA. RefSeq lists its product as uncharacterized. Lineage: Eukaryota; Metazoa; Chordata; Actinopteri; Cypriniformes; Cyprinidae. Gene Ontology annotation, cellular component: dendrite. Bases 112 to 795 code for a protein of 227 amino acids. The transcript has 4 exons. Gene Ontology annotation, biological process: neuron projection development; regulation of neuronal synaptic plasticity. The record is from RefSeq and is a predicted model, not a curated record.
UUUUUCCGUUUCCACGUAGCUUCAACGUGUGUGCGAGAAUUCUGUCUAGCUCCAGACAUUUUUUUCAGUCCUGAAUCUAACAUAUUGAAGCACUACCAGUUGGCCCAGAAGAUGGCAGAGAAUGGGUGUCAUCUCAUCCCAGAGGAAGUCCCUACCCCGCAGCAUCCACCCAGUACGGAGCCAAAUGCAGCGGAAGGGAGCAGUUCUGACCCCAGUGGCCUGUCUCCGUCUCAGAGAGAGGUUCUGGAGCGCUGUCUACAUGCUCUCACUCAUGCCAAGAAUGACAGCCACAUUUUAGCAGCACUUCUCCUGAUCACAAGGUUGUGUCCAGCAGGACAGCUGGAUACCGGGACUCUACAUCGGAUUUUUGAAGCGGUAGGUUUAAAUCUUCCCGCACGCCUUCUGGUUACAGCAUUUCGGGGUGACGACAGCUCCGGGUUGCCCCCAGAGGAGUUGAUCUCUCUGGGCACUGCUCUAUUGGCUGCUCUCAGCACAGACGCAAGCAUGGUUGCUCAUCCACAACUUCUCAGCACAGUCCCUCUGAUCCUGAGCAUACUGGAGAACGGACCCAACUGGACAGAUAAACAGACAAAAACACUUGGGAAUGAAGCCCAGAGCGGCUCUGGAUCUCAAACUGGAAGUGCUACAGAUUCCCAGACCACUUCUAGUACGUCUACCUUGGACGAGGCUUUGGCUUGUGACUGCUUGUUGAUCCUAAAUACUCUAGAAGUAGACUCCAACCCUUAUACAAAACACUCUGUAAGAGCUGUUGAGGUUAAUCAUUCUCACUUUUGA